AUGGCUGCCCCAGCCAGCAUUGGAGUGAUAAUCAAUACUGCGAACGUUUCGAAAGCUGCUGAUAGUGGUACUGAGGUGUCUGGUGCAACGAUCUUCUUGCAGGCGCGUUCCCAAGUGCUGAAGACUCAAGAACUUCUGGAUACUAUACUCCAACACAUUCGCCCUGGGUUCGGAGGUCACGCAGACAUUGCCACCCUUUAUGCAACUAACGUUGGGGAAGAAGCUUUCAGUCAACAUCUAUUAUGGGGUUCCCUUUCUCAACCUAAUCCGGAUGAUCUCCAUGUCUCUACAUGCCUCAAGCGGUGUGUUCAAAACACUGGCUCCAAGCUGUCGUCAAUCGAUAUUCUAGGGGAUAUAUACGUGUCAUGGAAUGCAUUCAUGCCCAUAGCAAAAGUAUCUCAGCCCAUAACGAUCCGGAUCAACAUCGAUGGCCUCAUGAUGACAGAUAAUGACAUAUUAAACUUUUUUAGUAAUCGCAAAUGGCUGAAGCUGCAGCAUCUUGAAAUCAUGGGAUUUGCUACCCGGCCAGACCUCGACACGUUGUCACCAGUUUCCCUGGGCAUUAUUGCAAUGCAUUCUCCUUCCCUUAUGUCAUUGAAGUUAUCGUUCACCAUCAAUACUGAGACAACUGCGCUCCAAAAUUUGAAGACUCAACUGCAUUCAGAUGCUUCCGGAUUAAAGCACUUAGAAAAUGUCAGUGUUGCCGUGUGCAAGCCUCCAGGUGAAGAAUUCGAUCCUGGACCAAAUGCCGUAAAAGGAGCUGCUAUAAUAUCACAAUAUAUGGAUCGAUGCCUGUCGAACGUUCAGCUGAUCGAAUUGAAACAUCCCAACAACGAAGGUAGUCAGUGGCUUGACGGCGUAUACGAAAUGCUCACCAACUACAGGAGCGUGAGAGGUUUAAAAUAG
Molecule: messenger RNA, 906 nt
Organism: Psilocybe cubensis
Lineage: Eukaryota; Fungi; Basidiomycota; Agaricomycetes; Agaricales; Agrocybaceae
Exons: 3
Coding region: 1-906 (301 amino acids)
Source: RefSeq, a predicted model, not a curated record